Molecule: messenger RNA, 603 nt
Organism: Entamoeba dispar SAW760
Lineage: Eukaryota; Evosea; Mastigamoebida; Endamoebidae
Exons: 2
Coding region: 1-603 (200 amino acids)
Biological process (GO): protein deubiquitination
Molecular function (GO): cysteine-type deubiquitinase activity
Source: RefSeq, a predicted model, not a curated record
AUGAAUGAGAUUGGAUCUGAUGAUUCAUCUUCAGACUAUUACUUUUCAAAAAAUCUUAUUAGUGAUGUUUUUAGAGGAAGAAUUAAAAGAGUAACUGAAUGUUCAAUCUGUCAUUCUAGUUCAGAGACUUUUGAGGAAUUUAUUUCAUUAUCAGUUCCAGUACCUCAAUGGUAUUCAAAUGAAACACACCCAAUCUCAUUAGAGAGUUGUAUUGAAUUAUUUCUUCACUAUGAAAAUGUAGAGGAUUGGUAUUGUGAAGAAUGUAAUCAAAAGAGAAAAGCUAAAAUAUAUUCAACUAUCAAUGACAUUCCUAAAGUUUUAAUUAUUCAAUUGGUUAGAAUAUAUUCAAAGAAAUACCCAACUCAACAAGUCUUGUUUCCUUUAAAUGACUUAGUGGUCCAAACAUCACCUAACCAUUUUGAUUUUUAUGAUUUAUAUUCUUUUAUCACUCAUACAGGAUCACUAUCAAAAGGCCAUUAUAUAUCAUGGAAUAGAGUAUUAGAUCAAUGGUACUGUUGCAACGAUGAAAAUGUUUCUCAGUCUAAACCUAAUACAUCAUCUGAUACUGUGUACAUUCUCUUUUAUAAAAGGAAGGUAAAUUGA